AUGGAAAGGCUAAAUGAGACAUCAAUAGAAGGAUUCAUACUACUGGGUAUCACUGAUCUACCCGAGCUGCAAAUCUUCCUCUUCCUCAUAUUUCUUAUGUUCUAUGUAUUCAAUUUAUUAGGGAAUCUCAGCAUUGUCACACUUAUUAUUGUUGACCAAUCUCUUUACAAACCCAUGUACUUUUUCUUGGGUAAUCUUUCAUAUUUGGACAUUUUCUACUCAACUACUACAGUCCCCAAAAUGUUAUCAGGUUUACUGUUAGGAGACAAGAGAAUAACUACCUUUGGAUGUAUAGCUCAACUCCACUUCUUUCACUUCUUAGGGAGCACGGAGGCCCUACUUCUAACCUCCAUGUCCUAUGAUAGAUAUGUUGCCAUUUGCAAUCCUCUGAGGUACCAUGUCUUAAUGGCAAGACAUAUUUGUAUUGGGUUGGCUUCAAGCUGUUGGUUCAUUGGAUUUUUAUAUUCAUUAUCACAAACCGUUAUAACCUUCAGGUUGCCUUAUUGUAACAUGAAGCAAGUGGCUCAUUUUUAUUGUGACAUUAAGCCUGUUAUAAAGUUGGCCUGCACGAACACCCACCUAAGUGAACUUCUAGUCUCAAUAAUAUUUGCACUUGUUGCCGUCAGCACGUUUUCACUUAUCAUUAUGUCCUAUAUGUUAAUUGGAUCCCAUCUGCUGAAUAUUCGAUCCACCCAUGAAAGAUGGAAAGCAUUCUCCACCUGCACUUCUCACAUCACUGUUGUCUUUCUUUAUAUUGGGACAGCUCUGUGCACAUACCUGGGACCAAUCACACAAAACUCUUUAGAACAAGAUAGAAUUAGCGCUAUAGUGGUAACAGUUAUCACCCCAGCAUUAAAUCCUCUAAUCUACACACUGAGAAAUAAAGAGGUGAAGAGGUCUCUAAAAAAGUUUUUGAGGGGCAUCAACAAUUGUUCAAAAUUUUAUUAA
Messenger RNA from Pseudophryne corroboree (corroboree frog), 948 nucleotides. RefSeq names its product olfactory receptor 12D2-like. The transcript has a single exon. Bases 1 to 948 code for a protein of 315 amino acids. Gene Ontology annotation, biological process: G protein-coupled receptor signaling pathway. Gene Ontology annotation, molecular function: olfactory receptor activity; odorant binding; G protein-coupled receptor activity. The record is from RefSeq and is a predicted model, not a curated record. Lineage: Eukaryota; Metazoa; Chordata; Amphibia; Anura; Myobatrachidae. Gene Ontology annotation, cellular component: membrane.